Homarus americanus (American lobster) is the source of this 9020-nucleotide messenger RNA. RefSeq lists its product as uncharacterized. Bases 201 to 9020 code for a protein of 2939 amino acids. NCBI's taxonomy places the organism in Eukaryota, Metazoa, Arthropoda, Malacostraca, Decapoda, Nephropidae. The record is from RefSeq and is a predicted model, not a curated record. The transcript is spliced from 8 exons.
GUGAGGCGAGGGCUGGAGGCCGCAGUGAUCAGCUGGGCUGUGGUGAGGGUAUACACAAACAUCUUGGGCACCUUCAAGUCUUCAAAUCUGCCGUCCAAAAUGCAUACUUAAUUUGGAUUAUCAUGACCCUUUUAUCUGGAAUGACUGAGGCAAUGUGAAAUCAACAGAUGAGUGUCCACUAGCUUCCACCAUACAUCAAAAUGUUGUCCAUGUGUGGGCUGCUGUGCCGUAUGCUGCGAGGCUGGCGGCACAGCGAGGCUGUAAUGCUCAUGGCAAAAGCACUGUCACAGCCUCACUCAUCACUCUUGGUACAAGACAUUGUGGCUGCAGACACAGGUGGGGUAUCAGUGAAUGAGCCAUGUGGCACCUCUCCAUUUUGUCAGAACAGCAGUGAAGGCACCUUGGGGCAACAACUAUGGCGCGACAACAAUAAGCAGGCAGUUAUCAUCGACCCCAAGCAAUGUGUGGAUCUUCAGCGGUGGACCCUCUUUCUGUCCUCCUCUGACAACCCCAGCAGUCCCUUAAGCAAACAUCCCUCACAGCAAGCCAGUGAAAAUGGGACUUCAAGCACUGGAAACUCAGAAGCCUCUGGAACAAUUACAGUCCUACUUGAAGCUACUUAUCGAGAAACAGAUGAUGAACCUAUUGUCGACUAUCAUGUUAUGGUGGAACAACUGUCUCAGCCUUAUGCUUGGAAAGCUCGAGAUGUAUUUGGAGUGAUUGUGACGACUACACCACCCCAGUUACUUGCGAUGAUCCAGGCUUUCUUCAACAAUGCUCUUCUCAUUGAUGAUGACUUUCUCAUAAAAAAGAUACUUACUAUUGAAGUUAUAGGCCAGCCAUCUACCUUGGAAGAUCCUCUGAGCAUCCCCCAGUGUGUGACCCCCGGCCCUUGGAAUGUGGAUCGUGUGUCUCUCACACAGAUGGAGAUUGCUCGUGGUGUCUCGCCCAUUGGUUACCCGGGCCAACCUCCACUUGUAGGAUGUGGGAAUUUAGGAUUACGAGGCAACUCUCUUCGUCCUCCAUUACUGUCUGCUCUUCUGCGCCAUCAGUCAUCUGGUGAAAGUGCCACAGAUACAUCUACCACUCUCAAUCCCCAAUCUUCCAGCGAUAGCGAUAAACAUCCAUCCAGUCUCGACCCCCAGUCAUCUUACGAUAGUGUCAGUGAUUAUCCAACAUCUGAUGCUGACGAUGUGUCAUGUAAUGUCUACAACUUUUAUCCCAGAGGAUGGGCGGUCUCAGGAAACCAGAUUAUCUCGGGACAGCCGUUAUCGGUGAGAGGAGUGUUAACCCAGUUGGAGGGAAAAUUUCCAAAUAAACCUUGCUCGAUUCUUACCAACCCAAUGGAAGACUUAUGGCAGGAGCCUGAGGAUGCCCAGAAAGUGAUUGAUGAUAGCUGUACCAGUGAUCAGAGUUUACUGUGUUUAAAUGGUCCCUCCAGAGACCCUGAUUCAAGAAGUACAUUACCAAGAAUUAAGAAAGAUAGUAGAGUCUGUCUUUAUCCAUACAGGUGUCUUCCAGGAAGUGUACUUUGUAAAAGAGUAGGACACACUGAACCUGGUAAAAAAGAGAGAGAAAUUGUUAAGGAAGCAGCUGAAUAUUAUCAAAGGGCGUUGUAUAGUGCGCAGGAGCGAAGAGAAUGGGCUAAGAAGAGUUUAAGUUCAACUAGUGAUGAAGAUACCCUUUUGAAUGAGUAUUCAUUUUCAGGCACCCAAGAUGAAGCAGUCGUCACUCAUGAGCCCAAAAAAUACCCGGUGAGAAUCAAAAGUGAAGCAGACCUGAGCAGAGCUUCUAGUAUCAUUAAAGACAAUCUUGCUAAUAUUGUUCAAAGGUAUCUUGUUAAAUCUGCAAACUCACCAGAUUGCCAAUAUCUAUAUCCCAAAAUUCCCUCAGAAAAUCCUACUCUCAAGUUGCCAUAUACCUCUGAUGAGCCCCAGGUCCUAACACUUCAACCCAGAGGAGUACAAGAACCGGAUAGCCAGCAUGUGGAUAUAACUGUAGUAAAGGCUGAGGUGACCGAAGCAAGUCUCGUUAGAAUCACCGAACAGGUUGCCCCAAUUACUGAAAUAGAAAGCUUCCGCCAGGGUGGUAGUCUUAAGUAUGUAAAUGCUAAGAAAGAAGAAAGAUUAGUUCCUGUUGUAGAUAAUAAGGAAAAGAUCGAACAAACAAUACCCCAAAUUGUACCUUCAUUAUUUAAUCAAUCCUUUACCAAACAAAAUGAACAAAAGCCAGAUAUACAGAUCACUGAUGAUAAGAAAACUGUCUGUGCAGCAAAUUGUAGACAAUCAAUUAGGUCAUCAGGCAAGAGUGAGAAAAAGUUAAUUAAGAGUGAAGAAAUCGUUCCUCCAACCAUGAAACGAGAAAGUCGUAUAGAUAUUCCAAUGAAUAUAGAAGAUGAACUGAAGAGCAGGACUCCAUUUGAUCAUGAGGAUGCUAAAGUUAAAGUUACUGUGAUAAGAGAAGACUUUCCAUACGUAAACAUGGAUACCAGUAAUGAAGCAGAAGGAGCUUCUCAAAACUUAAAGUUAGUUGAUGUAGCAACAGAGAAAACCAACAGAAUAUUUACGGAUAAACCUGUUAAUACAGGAAUCAAGGAAACUGACAGAGUGCAUGCACAGAGUGGUGGAAAACAUCAUGAUGAUAUUACCAAUAUAUCAUUUAUAAAAGAUAAAAGGCUUAUCAGCACAGCAACAAAGAAGUAUGAGCAAAUUCCAUCUGAGGUGUUGGUUAAUGUAUCAGUUGCAAAAAGUGAAAAGCUUGAGGAUGUAAGACUUAAGAAAGUAGAAGGAACCUUUGAAAUAACACGAGAAGAGAAAGAAGAUAAUGCUAACAAGCCUGCUACAGCCGAAGACUUCUACAACAUUAGACUCCACAGAGAAAAAGUUCAGGAUUUGGAUGUGACGACCAAGAUGAAAGAAUUGGUCUUGAUUCAGCAAGUAGGUGAGAGUAUCAUUGAUACUGAUGUAACAUCAAGUGAGAGUGGUAGUCAUGAUGGUGUUCCCACACUUAAAGGUGAUAAAAAUUUUGCUCCAUCUGUAACUGUAGUUGAACCUAAUGCCAUUAUAACUAUUACCAGUGAUAUUCCUAAUGUAACUGUACAGAUUAAUGACUCAAAUACUGAACCUUCCUUGGUUUUAAGUGAAAGAUUUGCUGAUAUUCCUAUCAUUUUAGAUGAAAUGCAACAGAACAGUCCCUUAAAAGAGAAUGAAAGUUAUGAUCCAUACCUUCAUUCCAAUAAUUGGUUUACCAAUGAUGUAGUCAUAUUUGAAAGCACAGAAGAAAAGGGUGAUGAUUCACUUGAUGCAAAUGAAGAUGUAGCAACAAGAUUAACUAAGAGACCAAAAUGUUUGAAAGAUAUCAAUAAACUCAAUACUAAAUCAAGCACAGCCAGUGAAAGUUCAUUUGAAUCUUUGCCAUACAGAAUGCUGACAUCUCAGCCAGACAGUCUUACAGAUGAUAUAGCAAUAGAGCUAACCCAAGCUCCCCCAGACUCAGAGAAGUUGAGAGCAGCUAGACUAGAAUUAAUAAGACAAGAGCGUAUCAAUGCUAUCUCAUUACACAGCAUAUCUCUCAUGGAGUCAAAGGAUGAAAGCACUUUCAAGUCUGAUUCACCAGAGGAGGAGGAGGAGCAUAAGACUGAGGCUAAAGACAUGUCUGGAGGUAUUUCACACAUAGAAAGUACGUUGGUGGAUUCACUGAUAGGAGCAACUCAUAUAUGUGAUGAAGGUAGACAGCAGGAUGGGCUAAGCAGCGCGUUGUUUGAUUCAGGGGUAGAGGUGAUGAUGCAGGAUCAUGGAACCAGUGUUACAUCAUCUCUUAUCAAGUCAUUUCCCAGUCCUGUUGACUCUGUACCUGAAUCUGGCUUCUCUAGUCUUAAAGAACCUUUGGCUAAUGAAGGCACAAAUGAAGAUGGUGGAUUUGAUGACCACAUUGGAGUUUCUCUCAGCAAGUCAAAAGACAGCCUAGAUCUCACUGACACUGAUCGCUUUCCUGGGACUGAUACACUCUCAGAUGAUAUGGAAACUCUUUCUCUGAGUACUGGGGAUGUAACCCUUGUGGAAAGUGGUCCUGUGUCUACAGUAGGGUCAGCAAGGGGGAGUAUCUCAGAGUUCUCACAACAGGAUACUGGGAGGUUGAAGUUUUAUUCAAGUGAACCUUCCAAUUUAGAUCUAGGUCCAGUUGGUGUUCUCAGUUCAUAUCAAGAAAAUUCUUCCUAUUAUAGUUCCUGUGAUUCAGAGAAGAAACAGUUGCCAGCUGCUGAUUUCUCUCACAUUAAGCUCUCUUCAGAUUCAUCAGCACCAGAGCAUUAUGUUGAGGAAUGUGCAUCAGAAGAAAUUGCACACAGUUGUAGUGAAAUCGCAAAGGUUUCACCUGACGUUUCAAAAUCAAAUCUUGUAGUGAGGUUGGAUGAGAAAGCUAUUAGAUGGCUGUCUGGUGAUGGGAGCGGUUCAAAGAUGAAAACUAGUGAAUCACUUUCCUCAGAUGACACCGUUAUAUCCAGGCUUUCUUUUGAAGAGCACAAUGCCAAGCUUCUUAGUCAAGGAUCACAGGAAGAACCAACUGAGUUUUCAGAGUCUCCUUCAAGAAUCUCUCCUAAUGAUGAGAAAGAUGAAAAGACAAGAAAAGACUUAUUUAAUAUUACAGUUCAAAGUACAGAUUAUAAUAAGGAAGCAGUUAAUUCUAAAACUGAAUCUGCAAUGGAGGAUACAGAGAUGGUUAAUGAAAUGAGAAGUUCUGAUGAUGCAGCAGUAGUUCUCAAAGGUCAACAGGUAACCAGUUUUCCAGACAAAGUCAUCAAUGAAUGCCAAAAAGAAAAAUAUUCAGUACACGUUGAUGGGAAGGAUAACAUGAUAAGGGGGGAAAGUACCUCAUCUUCAGAAAAAGCUGUUGACUUAAGUAUUGGUGAAGAUUGUACAAGUGAAAUUAGUAGAGGUACAGAUUUCAUCGAAAAAGAUGAAACUGUGACCAUACAUGAAGUUGUAGGUCAUGUAUAUUCCAGUACUAGAGAUAGUCGAGUUGAUUCUAUGCAAAACAACAUUGAGCUUCAUUUAUCUAUUGCAGAUAAACUGAAGUUGUUAACCAGUUCUGAGCCUGUGUCAGAUUCAGUACAGAGAGAUGAAUCAUAUGGUAUACAUAAUGUUAAGAAUCCAGAUCAUGUAAUGGUUGAAGACUUUAGCCAUCAAUCUGAGAAGUCUUAUGAGGUUGGGUAUUCAAACUCCAUUGAAGGUUCAACAUCUUUACCUCCUAACAAAGAAAGUAAAGUAGAGAAGACGGGAGAUAUGGCAAGUUCCAAUACUGAUGUAAUUGUGUCGGUGACAUCGGAGAACUCCAAAAAGAGUGAUGUCAGUGAAAGAUCAAGUCCUAAUGCAAAUGAAACAUGCAGCACCUGUACCUCAGACCGGCCAAGUAGACACUCCAGCAAGAGUGGAGUGUCAGAUCUUGAAGAUGAAGUUUUCUUACCACCAAAGGAAAACUAUAUCUUCGAUGGUAGGCCUGUGAUUUAUUGUCCAAAGAUUGAUAUGGCAAACCAGAUUGGAAUUUCUCCUCCAAAAGUGGCCAUGAGUGUAUUUGCAGUUGUCCCUUCAAAGCAUACAAAUAUAGGAAAAGAGGAAGACUGGAUAGCAUCUGGUAAAGAGGAUUUGCUAAAGUUUGCUAAUUACUCAACACUUGCCAAAUUAACCAAUAAUGGAAACAUGCAAGAAGUAAACAAAACUGAAAAUUUGACAACACAGCCAACAGAGAUAACUUCCUUGCCGGUUUCCAGGGUAACAGCUCAAGAUCAUUUUCCUGAUAUGAGAGGGAAGGAAAUGCAGUUAAUAGAAGAACUAAGAGAAACUCAUGAAGGAUCUGUUAAUGUGUUGACCUUAUCUGACACAACAUGGAAAGACUCUAGCAAACAAGGCAUGUCAUUAGACUCCUCAGGAAGACUGUCUUUGGAAAAAGAGCUCACCUGUUCAAAUGAUACUAGAGAAGCACAUGUGUUGGAUAUUGAGCAUGGAGAUUGUAUCCUCCUUCCAGAAACUAAAGGAGAUACUAUAAAUGUGGCUGAUGGAGUAAUGCAUGAAGAAAAGAUGAAUAUUGAUGGAAAAUACGAAGAAAUAAUACAAAGUGAUUAUCAUCAAAGGAGUGAAAGUGAACUGGCAGUGCAUAUCCCAAUCCCUGAAUCUGCCUCAAGAAAUGAAUUGAAGGCAGAAAACAGUCAACAAAGUAACUUAAAUCAAGUGGUUUAUUAUGAGUACAUGCCCAUGAUGGGCACAGAAGGGAAAGUGUCUGAAGAUUUACAUGACAGUCACAUGCACAAAGUUAAAACAGAAAUAAAGAGUGAAGAGAAAUCCUCCACAGAGACACAGUCAAAUAUCAAUUUAGUAAAAGACAGUUUAUUUAGUUGUGCUGGUAGUAAAAUUUUUGAAUUGAAAACCAGUCAGCUACACAAGGAAAAUAAAGAGUGUGUGGAUCAGGAAGUUACAUAUUCAAGUAAAUCCUCACCAAAGGAAAUUUUUGAACCUAGUAAACCCAGACUGCUCCGUAUGCCCAACCUUGAGAGAACUGAUACAACUGUGUCGCCCAUUCAUCAAGCCUCGCUUAAAGUUUCUGCUAAAUCAGGUAGUACACCUCAAGAAUCUCCUGUGGUAUCGCCUGCUGUUACUUGUGACAUGAAAAAAGUUCCAUUUCCAGUUACUAAUUUACCGGUGGAUGCAUAUGGCUCUUCAAGCCCCGUGUCUAGAGAGGCAACUGAUGAAGAAAAUUCAGUAAUUGAGAAUAUAGCAAAGGUUGAUGUAAAACUGAAAAGUACAAGCUUUGGUGAGAAAACAGACAGUGAUCCUGAAGUGCCAGAAAAUGCUGUUGAAAGGGCAUACAUUACAGAAUUUUCAUCUCGUGAAAUUACACAUGAAGAGGCAAGAAUAUUAGGGCGAGGAGGAAGUGCAGAGGAAACAUCAACAAGAGAUGAGUCAUUAACAAGGUCUCCUGAGCCAGAGUUAAAAAAAUAUGGCAGUGAAGAGCUGUCAUCAAUAUUAACAUCAGAUAGCCGGGGAUCAUCAGCAUCAAAGAGUUACUUGGAGCCAGAUCUAAGAUCUGUUAACUCCAGCUGGGGUGCAAGUGGAUCACUAGAAUGCUUAGAGAGUGAUACUGAUAGCAAAGGGUCCCACACUCACAGACACGGGUCAAUUACCACUGCAAAAUCAGAAGAACUUGGCAUGAAAUGUGAUAAGGUAAGCUUAAAAUCACAAGGGUCCCUGGAUAAGUUUCCACACUUUGAUCAGGUCACUUCUCAGCAGAAAGCUCGUGGGGCACGCAAAAAAGUCUUCUCUGUUGACAUUGAAAGUAAAGAUAAGAAAAAUACAAACAAAGAAAUGCAUAGGAGUGUCACCCUUCCAGCAGGAUCGAUGUCUUCAAGUAAGAAGGAAGAAAAGAAGAAAGAUAAGGAAGAAAAAAGUAAGAAAAAGAAGAAAGAUGGGGUAGGAAACAGUGAGAAGAAAUCUGCCAUGUUAUCUUUGAAGGGGCUGUUGAAGAGAAAUAAAUCCAAAGAAAAAGAGAAAGAUAAGGAUAAGGAUUCGUCUCGGGAAAAGCUGUCAUCUCCUUCUCUAUUCCGAAAACUUGAGAAGAAGACUAAAAGCAAUACCCAGUCCCCACUUCUUGAUGAGAGAAAACAAGGGGAACAAGGUAAUGUAAUAAAUGGUUCCCGUCGAGAUGUAGAGAAAACCAAACACAGCCCUGUAGCAACCAAUGGCAAAACACGCCCUGUAAUUAGUAGCCCUGUUAGUGUACAGCAGGUAGGUAAUAUGGCAGGUAUGGGUGUAGCAACAACCAUAUGUAGAGGCAAUGGUGGAUUAGCAGCUUCUGGGUCUGAUAGUGACAGCCCAAUUGGGAGUCGCCAGUCUUCUCCAAAGCGUAUCAUCAGCCACCCCCGUAUGGCCAGCCUUGGCACUCAGCCUUCCCCGCGAUUGUACAAACACGUCCUUACCCGGCAUCUUUCAAGCAGCCAAGAGUCGGUAGACAACCCUCUCCUGUCAUCAACCCACUCAUCCCCUCAGGCAUCUCCACAUACAUCUCCUAAGAGAAUUAUCCCUGCUUCAGCUUCCUCAUAUAGUCUUCCUGCCAGUAGAGAUAUGAGUCCUCCAGCCCCAGUAAUGGGCACCCGAGCCCUUCGAGGAUCCAACAAUAGCUUUUCGGUUACAAUAGGCUUCAAACCUAAAGUUGAGAAGCGCAAUAGAACCAUGAGUGAAGGAGCCGAUCUCAACAAAGUUUCACUCUCACCGGUGUCUAAACGCAAGGAGGGUUCACGUAUUUUGACACAACUUAAUAAACGAUCAUCCUCUAUGGAAAUUCUUGUGUGUGGUAAAAUCAGAGAGCAUUGUUCACAAAGUGGAAAGUCUCCUAGUGGAAGCCCAUUCUCUCGCGAGGGAAGUUUCCGAUUGCACAGAGAAAUUUCUGUAGAGACUUUGUUUGAACUUCCCGAAACAAGUCCCAGAUCAAGCAGGACACAGGAGGAGUAUCAAGAGUACCUUAAUGAAAUUCAUGCCAGGAAUGACUCUCAGCAUGGGUCGUCUUGGAGUUUAGUUGAAGAAUCGGAAAUUGAUAAGGUUAAACCAGAUACACUUAGUAGGCGGAGUUCCCAUCAUACCCCUGCUGGGAAAAAACUCAGUCUACCACACAAUAUGCAUCUUUCAGGGUUGUGUGAGACAGCGUCGUCAAAUCCAAACCUUCAGCGUACUGGAUCACCAUUUGUUCGAGGUGUUUCACACAGCUCAAGUUUUACCUCCAGCCCCUACAGGCGACCUCAUUCAUCUGCAGCAGUAUAUUCUCCAGCCAAACGUGUUAUGUCCACCUCUGUAGGUGGAUCUCCAUCAAGUGAUGCUACCCCAGGAAUGCCACUCAUGCGUGUGGAAGAAGAAGGGCCAUGUCGAAAAAACCUUGACGCUGUAACAGAAAAACCCCCCAAUGUCCUUGUUUAUGCUGCAAAUAAGGUAGAAAGAAUACUUCUAAAUAUCUUUCGAAAACAAACAAAGUGUACAAGAUGA